Peronospora belbahrii is the source of this 1893-nucleotide messenger RNA. The record is from the annotation of a GenBank genome assembly. Lineage: Eukaryota; Oomycota; Peronosporomycetes; Peronosporales; Peronosporaceae.
AUGAGUACCAAUGGCUCGAUACAACCGCCUACGAUCAUUACGUCAUUACCACGACCACCAGCUACCAUUGGAGCUACUACAGGAUCAGUAUUGACCACCAUGUCUUCCUCUCCCGCACCUUCAUCUGCCAAUGCAUCUUUCUCACCAUACUCCAAGAGUCCUGCACCUACCGCUAGACGCGUCGCUAUGGAAGGUAAGAGCUUGUUUACGUGCCAUCAGUGUGGUGCAUUGCUCAAGUUUCAAUACAGUCCAGUGUCGAUUGAGGAGAAAAUUAUGAAGCUUCGACCAGUGGUCUACGAGCACCCAUCAGAACCGUGUGGGCAACGAGACAGCAAGGGAGAAGACGAGGAAGAGCAGAUACCGAGACUUACGGAAGGAACAGAUGCUGGAGAGACCACUGAUGUAGAAGAAGAGGAGGAGACAGCACAUAUUAUGGCGAGGUCGUCACUAAGUCAACAGCAACAGCAGCAAAAGACGUCAGCUAUUGUUCCCGAGAUUGUGUGGGAGCAACAACAUUUGGACGACAUUGGUGAUGCUAAUGUUUGGGUGCCCGCUGAAUCUGAUCUCAUGAAUGGAAUCGCAGCCUUUACGAGCUGCAAUCGUGGAGACAUUGGACAGAAUAUUGCGGAUGUAGUACCGGCGCGACUACUGAACAAGCCACACUUGUGGAUAUCGGACUGGAAGGUGGAUCACUCUCUUCCGCAUUGCGAUGAAGAAGGAUGGGUGUACGCAGCCUCGUUUGCAGAUUUUGACAAGAUGGAGAAACCCCGUGUUUUUGCAAAGGAGGCAGUGGAAAGUGGCAAGCAAAGCGAAAGUGCAGCAAAGACUGAUGCGAUCUCACAGGAGCGUGUUGUUCGUCGAAGGUGUUUGAUCCGCAAGCGUCGCAUUGAUGGUAGCGAUCUCAGCUGGUUCCAGGAAUUACUGGACUGCAGCACAAUUCUUCUGAAAAAGAGACUACCUACUUGUCAUGACUGUGAAAGUAAGGUACUUUCCCAAUAUACUCAAGUAUUGAACGAACUGGAGGAAGAUCGAGCUCAAUACGAGGGUUUUGUAGCUCAGUUUGCAGACGAAAAGCGGACAUCAGCACGAGCGUUUUGCGAUGAUGGAGAUUACAAUGCCGACGAGUGGCAUGAUGAUCCAAAACUUCGCGCUCUGGAGGAGGAAGAACGGCAACUAAAGGCUGAGUUAGAGGCUAUUGAGGAUGAGACUGUACAAGUGACAGCUAAAAGACGUGACCUUUGGUCAACUGGCAUUGAUCUCGAGCAUUUGAUCCAUGGCACGUUUGCUGAAGGAGCAUUCCUGCAGCAUUUGUUGGGUCUGAGUCGGGACGAGCGCCAGUCAGUGGGUGUAUUUGCAGUGCAUGCAUCAGAUAUGCUGCGCCGCCUUCAGCGCUACAACGUGUGCAACGAUGUUUUCCACAUCUGGCACGACGGUCUGUUUGGUACCAUUAAUGGACUGAGGCUUGGCAGGUUGCCGUCUAAACCGGUGGAGUGGGUCGAAAUUAAUGCGGCAAUGGGUCAAGCAGUGUUGUUGCUGGCAACUAUCGCUGACCGCGCCAAUUUUGAAUUUUCGCGUAAUCGUCUUGUGCCUCGAGGUAGCUUCUCUCGUGUAGUCAAUAUGUACGGGAAAGAGUACAGUCUGUACAGCGAUGGCGGCAUGUUUCGUCGCCGAGGCUUCAAUCAAGCUAUGAUUCUAUUUCUCGAGUGCGUGGAGGACGCAGGUCGUCGUGCGAUGAAAGAGGAACCAUCGCUCAAGUUCCCGUACAAGGUGGAACGCGGUAAAAUUGGUGGCCUGCCUAUUUCUCUUGGCAACGACGAGCAGUGGACUCGAGCGCUCAAGUACAUGCUCACGCACCUUAAAUGGCUUUUGGCUUGGAUUUCGAAACGCUACUGA